Messenger RNA from Daphnia pulicaria, 2848 nucleotides. RefSeq names its product armadillo segment polarity protein-like (gene arm). Gene Ontology annotation, molecular function: transcription coactivator activity; protein phosphatase binding; alpha-catenin binding. Gene Ontology annotation, cellular component: adherens junction; catenin complex. The transcript has 17 exons. Gene Ontology annotation, biological process: positive regulation of transcription by RNA polymerase II; cell adhesion. The record is from RefSeq and is a predicted model, not a curated record. Bases 169 to 2721 code for a protein of 850 amino acids. NCBI's taxonomy places the organism in Eukaryota, Metazoa, Arthropoda, Branchiopoda, Diplostraca, Daphniidae.
CAAGCUGAUGGCCGCCAUCUUUAGGGGCUUUUUAGACGCGUCAGUACUUCAGAACGAAGCAGGUCCUUGUUUUCGGAUUGUGGCAGGUGUGGCUCUGUUAAUCUCUUGUCACCAAAUCGAAAUUCCAAAGGUUAUCUCGUCGCAAAGUCGUCGAUACAUAGCCGCAUCAUGAGUUAUCAGAUGCAGGCACAAGGGAGGCCAAUGUCACAUGGGCAAUAUGUUAGCAAUAGCCCUGCUGAUCUUCCUAUGCCCAGCGUUAAGGAACAUACAUUGAUGUGGCAAGGAGUUGGGCAACCUGGAUAUGUAGGAGAUUCAGGAAUCCAAAGUGGGGCAACCACUCAGGCCCCAUCACUCUCUGGAAGAGGUGGUGAUGAUGAUAUGGAUACUUCUGAAGGAGGAGUCAUGCUUAACAUGGGUGGAUCAAGUGGCUAUUCAGCUGGUUAUACUCAAGACCAAGUUGAAGACAUGAAUGCUCAGUUAAACCAGACUCGCUCCCAGCGUAUUCGUGCUGCCAUGUUUCCAGAGACACUGGAUGAAGGAAUGGAAAUUCCAUCUACUCAGUUUGAUACCACACAGCCAACUGCUGUUCAGCGUUUAGCCGAACCGUCGCAAAUGUUGAAACAUGCCGUUGUUAAUUUGAUCAACUAUCAGGAUGAUGCUGAUCUAGCUACAAGAGCUAUUCCCGAACUGAUCAAGUUGUUGAACGAUGAAGAUCAAGUUGUCGUAUCUCAUGCUGCCAUGAUGGUUCACCAGUUGUCCAAGAAGGAAGCGUCCCGCCAUGCUAUCAUGAAUAGCCCACAGGCAACCAAAAUGAUUGCGGCUCUCGUUCGAGCACUGUCCAAUAGCAAUGACCUGGAAACCACCAAAGGUGCCGUUGGUACCCUGCACAACCUAUCCCAUCACCGCCAAGGAUUGUUGGCUAUUUUUAAAUCUGGGGGAAUUCCAGCUUUGGUGAAGCUGUUAAGCUCGCCCGUGGAAUCCGUUCUUUUUUAUGCUAUCACGACGCUGCACAACUUGCUGCUCCAUCAAGAAGGCUCAAAAAUGGCCGUUCGUUUGGCGGGUGGUUUACAGAAGAUGGUUGCUCUCCUUCAGCGCAACAAUGUCAAAUUCUUGGCAAUCGUUACUGAUUGUCUUCAAAUUCUGGCGUAUGGCAAUCAAGAAUCCAAGUUGAUCAUUUUAGCUUCACAGGGGCCGAUGGAACUUGUUCGAAUUCUUCGGUCAUAUACUUACGAAAAGCUGCUGUGGACCACUUCACGAGUUUUGAAAGUGCUGUCGGUCUGUUCUAGCAACAAACCAGCUAUUGUUGAAGCUGGAGGUAUGCAAGCGUUGGCAAUGCACUUGGGCCACCAAAGUCAUCGCCUAGUUCAGAACUGUUUAUGGACCUGCCGCAAUCUUUCCGAUGCUGCGACCAAGCAGCAAGAAGGUUUAGAAACCCUGCUUCAAGGACUUGUUCAGUUGUUAGGUUCUAGUGAUGUUAACGUAAUCACUUGCGCUGCCGGAAUUCUCUCUAACUUGACUUGCAACAACCAACGCAACAAGACUGUUGUGUGUCAAGUCGGUGGUAUCGAAGCGCUGGUUCGCACCAUUAUUCAUGCUGGCGAUCGUGAAGAAAUCACCGAACCUGCCAUAUGUGCUCUGCGUCACAUGACAUCACGUCACGCUGAAGCUGAAAUGGCUCAAAAUGCUGUUCGUCUUAGUGGUGGACUGCCCGUCAUUGUCCGUUUAUUGCAACCCCCAUCUCGUUGGCCACUCAUCAAGGCUCUGAUCGGGUUGGUUCGUAAUCUGGCUCUAUGCCCUGCAAACCACGCUCCGCUGCGAGAACAAGGAGUCAUUACUCGUUUGGUGCAGCUGUUGAUCCGUGCUUUCCAAGACAUCCAACGACGCUCGUCGGUUGUCAGCUCAGGCAGCGGUCAGCCACAAGGAUCGUACGCCGACGGAGUAAGGAUGGAAGAAAUUGUCGAAGGUGCUGUAGGCGCCCUCCAUAUUUUAGCUCGCGAGUCCCAUAACCGGGCUGUUAUUCGUGGCUUGAGUGUUAUCCCUAUUUUUGUCCAGUUGUUGUACAACGAGAUAGAAAAUAUUCAACGUGUUGCUGCCGGCGUACUGUGCGAGCUGGCCUCUGAUAAGGAAGGAGCCGACAUGAUCGAACAGGAGGGUGCAACUGCUCCUCUGACAGAACUACUUCAUUCUCGCAAUGAGGGUGUUGCAACGUAUGCGGCUGCCGUACUUUUCCGCAUGUCUGAAGACAAGCCCCAAGAUUAUAAGAAGAGGCUAUCUAUGGAGCUGACCAAUUCCUUGUUCCGCGAAGACCAUCAUUUGUGGAAUGGAGAUCUGCCUUUGAUGCCUCCCGAUCUUCAGGAUAUUCUUGCACCUGACCAGCCUUAUGAAGGUCCUUAUGGGCAAGGCCCACCCAGUGUCCACUCCAACCAAGAUGGAGGCAGGUCUUAUCGUCAAGGAUAUGACGCCCUACCCGUAGAAUCGAUGCAAGGAUUGGAGCUCGGUUCACACCAUGGCGGCCCACCACCUUCUGCCACAUCUCCGACCAUGGGCAUGGGGAUGAAUAUGGGGCAUUCAAUGGGUCUUCCCAUUCAAUCCAACAACUACGCCCCGGUAGAUCACAUGGGUUCUGAUUUGGAUUUCGAUCCUCUGAACCACAUGGGUCAGGCCACACCUCCCCAACCGCCCCACGAUGCCCAGGCCGCUUGGUAUGAUACCGACCUUUAAAGUGGUUGCACCCAAACGCAAAGCAAAAGUCGAAAGAUUUAAGCACUACAAAACUCCUUCUUGCAUAUCCACCACGAUGCUCCUCUCUCCCCUUAUUGCACUGACAGUAUCGCAGGUCGUCCUUGCU